Drosophila persimilis is the source of this 2870-nucleotide messenger RNA. RefSeq lists its product as uncharacterized. NCBI's taxonomy places the organism in Eukaryota, Metazoa, Arthropoda, Insecta, Diptera, Drosophilidae. Gene Ontology annotation, biological process: synapse organization. Gene Ontology annotation, cellular component: neuron projection membrane. The transcript has 8 exons. The annotation marks the transcript as partial. The record is from RefSeq and is a predicted model, not a curated record.
AGAACUUUCUUCGAUCGCUGCUUCCAUGUUGAAUUUGAAUGCCUUCUGUUUGCCGCGGCGGCCACAGCUCCUUACAACAGCUCCUCGGAUGACUUCAGUCUCGGCGGCUCCGUGGAUGGCCCCCCCACCCUGUCCACGUUUCUAUCAGCCCCAUCAUCACUGGCAGCCUCAUCAUCGUCUGCGGCGGAGGCGCCACCACAAACGGAUGCCACGAAUCACACUUUCAAGAGUUUAGCCUUCCUGGCCGGCAUCGGCGGCAUCGGCCCCGUGUCCUUUGGCUCAGAUCUCUUUGCACUCGGGACGGAAACGGAGAUGGACAGGGACCGAGGCAGGGACCGGGACACGGACUUGUACUCGGACCUCUCCCAGUCUCUGCCAAUUUUCGACUUUGGCAUGCCGCGCAACAUCACCGGACGCACUGGCCACACCGAGGCCAUAAUUAAAUGCCGCGUGGACAGUCUCCAUGAUAAAUCGGUAUCCUGGAUACGGAAACGUGAUCUGCAUAUCCUGACUGUCGGCACAGCCACCUACACCUCGGACAAGCGUUUCCAGGUAACCGAAUCGAAGGAUGCCAGGGAGUGGACGCUGCACGUGAAGUCGCCGCAGGCGCGGGACAGCGGCAUCUACGAGUGCCAGGUCAACACGGAGCCCAAAAUGUCCAUGGCAUUCCAGCUGAACAUCAUCGAAAUCUCACCUGACGCCAAGGCCGUUAUCAGUGGGCCACCGGAUCUGCACUUCAAGGCGGGCAGUGCCAUAAUCCUCAAUUGCGUGGUGCAGCAGCCCUCCGUCAAGGACAUUGGACCGAUAUACUGGUAUCGCGGCGAGCACAUGAUCACCCCAUUCGAUGCAGACGACGGAGAGACAUCCCCGACAUCCCCCAAACAGGAACUGCAGGGAAGGAAUGGGGCUUCAGAGAUGGACUCCUCGCCGAAUGAUGUGCUCAGCGAUGUGGACCUGCAGCGGGAGUUUGCCACACGCAUCGCCAUGGAGUCACAGCUGGGCGACACCCUCAAGUCCAGGCUGCGCAUCGCCAAUGCCCAGACGACGGACACCGGCAACUACACGUGUCAGCCCACAACGGCCAGCAGCGCCAGUGUCCUGGUCCAUGUGAUUAAUGAUGAGAACCCCGCUGCGAUGCAGAAGAGCGAGGCAUUUGCUCUGCCCGGACUCGGCCUCCGCCUGGAGCUUUGUUGGAUGUUCCUCUUGGUAUUAGCUCUCAGUCGUUGAAAGCGAAAGUUGUACCCCAGAAGCAUCAUCAUCAUCAUCGUCCUUAUUCUCAUCAUCGUCCUCAUCGUUAACUUUGUUAUUGCAAACAGAAAAAAUACAGAGACAGAGACAGACAGGGAGAGAGAGAGAGAGGGCGAGAGAUAGUGUGUAACAAAUGGGAAAACACGAGGAAAAUUAUAUGUGUUUUUUCCCAGUUGCUCUUCGAGAGAUGUUUUUUAGAAAUGCUGGUAAAAGGAAUGGCAAACACGGGCAUGGUCCCGCUUUCCCUUUCAAGCAUAAUGUGUUUCCUUUUUAAUAUUUACAUUUCAUUGUGCAAAAAUGAGACACUGAGCCCCGGAAAAUGCAAUGGAAAAUGCAAAAGGACGGGCCGGCGAGAUGCGAGAGGCGAGAGGACAACCAGAAGGAGGCAGACGCGAACCACAGAAGGACAGAAGGAUGACACUCUCUGUAAAUACCACAAAGAUGCGGCUCAGCCCAGCAUCGUCUCUCUUCUAUCAUACAACAUGUAUAGUGCCGUGUAAAAGUCUCUGUACGACCAUACAUACAUACAUAUAUAUAAAUAUAUAUAUUAUUCACCUACUCUUAGUGAUAUGAUAACAACGGACACUAAAAUAAGCGCGUACUAUUAGGGACCACCUAUUUUGAUACCGUUUUAGUUACCAAUUUGUUUUGCCCCAAAAAACAUAUAUUUUUCUGUUUUCUUUCUUGCCGAUAAGCCCAGGCUCAAUCUGAAAUCUUCCUUCUUUAAGUUUCCUCAAGUUCAUUUAUAACCCUCUAGAUAGCCAAAAAUGGUUGUCAAAUGCAGACUUUCAUCCGCCACUGUGCGUAUGUAAAAGUGUAUUUUAUUUCGUUACUCUGUUCCCAGUUCUCCCUCUUCCUCUCCCUCUCUCUGUCUCUACUCUCUUUUCAUUGUCAAUCCUCAUCGAGAAGACAAAGAGGAGCGUACCACGCAUCGACUUGAUAAACAUUUCAUGCUGUCUUAACAGAGAGAGCAAAGCUAACCCAAAGAAAGCCCUAAGAAUAAAAAGAAAAGAAAACCAACACACAGUCUGUGGCACAAGUAUGCAGCCAUACCCACACUACUACUACUACCCGAAAAUUGUAAUAUAUAUAUAAAACAAAGAAAAACUCUCAUCAAGUACUCUGUAAAAAAAACAGAGAAAGAAGGAAAGUAAAACUGUCAUCAAAUAACAGAAGAGAAAGAAAGAAAGUAAAACUUAAUUAUAAAAACUAAAUUGUAUGGAAUUUAUUUAUGGGCAAAAUGAAAUUUAGUCACGCGGCGGCCCAUAUUCAAAUGAAUAUGGAAAAUGGCAAUCGAAAAAGCGAACAACGAAAGAGACCUAAAUGGAAUUCGCAAAUGAAAAGCGAAAUCAAUUGCGGCAUGCUUGACUAAAUUUGACGUUGCACAUGGAUUGAGGAUUGUGGAUUGUGGAUUGUGGAUUGCGGAUUGUGUAUGUGGUGUGUAGCAAAUAUACAUAUUACGAGUUCUCGUACUCGUUCUCGUAUGGGUACUAUGGGUAGGCAUGAAUUUACUACACGUAAGCCAGUAAGCAGAUUUUAGAUAAUUUAUGUGAUGACAAACCAAACGAUAAAUAAAUCAAUGGAAUGAAUUCUUUCAACAAUAAAAUGAAAUGAAACUAAAA